UUAACAUCGCCGCGUGCACGCAUGCGGUCAACCUGAAUCUGAGAACGUGGAUAGAGCAUUAAGAGUUUAUUUAAUUGAUCGAAGUACGCAUCGGUAUGUUUUAGCACCUAAAUGUCCUUGUCACAGUGGAUUUUAUAGGUUCCACUAUUCACCACGCAUACACGAUGGGGAAGAUUCUCAAAAAGCGGAGCGUGGCGGACAAAGUUCGCAAACUUAAAGCCUCUGCUGAGAUCAAGAACAACCCUUUUGAAGUGAAAAUUAACCGCAAGAAGUUUGAUGUGCUGGGGAGGAAAGGCAAGCACGAUGUUGGCCUCCCUGGAGUGUCUCGCUCCAAAGCCAUCAACAAGAGGAAGGAGACCCUUUUGAAGGAGUACAAGCAGAAGAAUAAGAGCAACAAGUUCAUAGACAGGCGUAUCGGUGAGUACGACUCCAAAAUGGCGCCAGAAGAAAAGAUCCUGCAGAGGUUUGCCAUGGAGAGACAGCGCACCCAUGACAAGAAGGAUAUGUACAAUCUGAACGAGGAGGAGGAGCUGACUCAUUAUGGGCAAUCUCUGUCCGAAAUGGACAAGUUUACAGACAUGGUGAACAGCGACGACGAAUCGGAUGAGAAAGGGCUUUUGUCAGCUGAGUUGACAGCCUCUCACUUUGGCGGUGGGGGCCUCCUCAGAAAAAAGACUUCCGGAGAGAAUGCCGAUGACGAGGGCGGUCCUAAAGCCAAAUCCAGACAGGAGCUUAUUGAGGAGCUCAUUCACAAGUCCAAACAGGAGAAGAGGGAGCGUCAGGUGCUAAAGGAGGAGGCACAAGUGCUGACGGAGAAGCUAGAUGAGGAAUGGAAGAGCAUUCAGGCAAUGAUGGUGCGAAAGAAGCCCAAAGGUCAGCGGGAACAGACGUCAGAGGAGAAACCAAAGCUGGACGAGUAUGACAAGAUGGUUAGGGAGCUGGGCUUCGAGAUGAAGGCUCAGCCAUCAGAGAAGAUGAAGACCUCUGAGGAGAUCGCCAAGGAGGAGCAGGCGAAGCUGCAGAAACUAGAGGCGGAUCGACUGAGGAGGAUGUUGGGCGAUGAAGUAACAGAAGGCGCGCCGACUCGGACUCACAUGUCGGCUGACGACCUCAACGACGGAUUCAUUCUUGACAAAGAUGACAUGAAAACUCUGGCUUAUCAGGAUGGCAAAUGGAACCUUGAGGAAGAAGAAGAUGCAGAAAAAAGUGAAGAGGAAGAAUCUGAGGGAGGCGAGGAGGCGGACGAAGAAGAAGAAGAGGAGGAGGAAAAUGAGGAUGGUAGUGCCAACGAGGAAGGGAAUGAGGAGGAGGAAGAGAAUGGAGAUUCAGACUUGGCAUCAGAACAAGAAAGCGAGGAAGAGGAGGAGGCUAAAGAAAUGAAGAGCCAAGAGGAGAGGAAGGCCCAGCAGGAAGCAGCCAAAGCUGAGCUUCCAUACACCUUUACUGUUCCAGAAAGCUCCCAAGACCUUGAAAAGCUACUUCGUGGUCAUAGCCCUGACAACCAGCGCCUCAUCGUGGCCCGAACUCAGAAGUGCAACCACCCUAGCCUGGCUGUGGGAAAUAAGAUCAAACUGCAGAAACUGGUGGGUUUUCUGUUGGAGUACCUGGGAGAACUGGCAUCUCGGAAUCCGCCUGAACUCACAACUGUCGACAAGCUUAUUCCAGAGGUGUACAGCCUGUGUCAAAUGUUUCCGGAAGCAACCUGUAAGUCCAUGCAGACAAUCAUUGGAGAUGCUGCUCACAGCAUGGAAGAAGUGCUAGAAGUCAAAGGCAAUGCUGCUUUCCCAACACUUGACAUGCUAAUUUAUCUGAAGGUGGCGGCAUUGCUGUUUCCCACAUCUGACUUCCGACAUCCUGUCACGACACCAGCACUGCUUUAUAUUGGUCAAGCCCUCACAAAGUGUCCAGUGAGAUCAUUAGAGAACGUGACGUCGGGUUUAGUUUUGUGCUGUCUGGCAGUGGACUACAUCUCCUUUUCCAAGCGUUUCCUGCCUGAGCUCAUCAAUUUUCUUUCUGGAAUUCUGCACCUGGCUGUGCAGGACAAGACCUCAGCAGAUUACAGUGUCGUUCCACCUUUUAAGAGGAUGGGAAAACACAGCAAUCUCUUGGUGCUAUCAAACCCGGAAUCUUUAAAGAGUUGGAGUAGGAAAACGUUGCCGCUGUCUGCCACACUGAACCUAAAGGAUGACCUUGAUGCAGAUCACUACAAGUUGUCUUGCGUGUCCACGUGCAUGGAGCUGCUAAACAGAUGCUGUGUGCUCUACAAGGACCUGGUUUGCUUCACUCACAUCUUCCAGCCAAUCAAAACGCUCCUCUUGCAACACAUCUCCUCUCAGUUAUUACCAGAGUCUUUAAGGGCACUUAAAGCUGAGAUCCUGGACACCCUGGGUGGACCGCCGCAAAUCCACAGCCGCUUGGUAUUCGAGAAGAAAAAGCCUGUCCCUUUGAAGCUAUUCACGCCCAAAAUUGUGGAAGUGUUAGACUAUGGGAAGAAGCGCGGCGUGACCAGAGAACAAAAGGAAGAGCACCGAUUGCGUCACAAGUACAAGAAAGAGUUCAAGGGAGCCCUGAGGGAGAUACGGAAAGACACUCGCUUCCUGGCCACCGAGAAACUUAACGACAUCAUGAGAAGAGACGCGGAGAGGAAGAGGAAAGUGAAGGAGCUCUUCGGCAGCUUGGCCACACAGGAGGGAGAGUGGAAGGCGCUCAAGAGGAUGAAGAGGAAGUGAGCGCCCCCGCCUACUACUUGACACACACAUUUCUAUACUUUUUUUGUCAACUACUCUCUUCUGGACACUUUCAUCUUGGACCUCAUGUCAACUUCAACAAUACAGUGAUCAGGUUUACUAGUACUAUGUCUACUUAUUUGCUGUCACCAUUUCAGGGAAGUUCAAGAAUAAUUACCUGAUGGAAGAGGGUUCAAAUGUGUGAAUUGUUUUAGGUAAACGUUUUUAACUCAUUCACUGCCAUUUAUAGAGAUAUACAUCAAAUCCAUUUGAACAGGGAUGGCUGGCUUUGACUGAUCAUUUUUCACUGCCAUUGACGGCGAUAGACGUUCAGUCCAAUUUGACUGGGAGGGGCGAAUGAACAAUAUUGUGACGUCUAGCCCAGUCAAUGGUGCCCAGUGAGUUAAUAACGGCGCACAUAUAUUCUUAUUUUUUAUUGCUAAUAUACCUAUAGGGAAUUGUUUGGACAGCUGAAAUGUGUGUAAAUUUGAUUGUGAACUUGUUCUAUUCUAAUUUGUAAUAUUUUUUGAAGCAGUUUGUACUAAAUGCACGAUGUACAAUAUCAUUUUUACAUAAAAUCCAAUAUGUCAUCAUUACUGCUCCUCAAAACCAUCCAUUUCACUCAUCAAAUAUGUAUAAAUAAAUACUAUUCAUAAUUUAUGUAUUAUGUGGUGGAAAAAGCUACCAUUUUUUAAAAUAAUGUAAACAAUACACAACUUAAUCCUAUCUCCCUGUGUGGAA
Molecule: messenger RNA, 3467 nt
Organism: Corythoichthys intestinalis (scribbled pipefish)
Lineage: Eukaryota; Metazoa; Chordata; Actinopteri; Syngnathiformes; Syngnathidae
Gene: nop14
Product: NOP14 nucleolar protein homolog (yeast)
Exons: 19
Coding region: 165-2729 (854 amino acids)
Biological process (GO): maturation of SSU-rRNA
Cellular component (GO): nucleolus; small-subunit processome; Noc4p-Nop14p complex
Source: RefSeq, a predicted model, not a curated record